AUGUCGACCGUGCUGCAUAUGCCUACCUUCAACACAGCUCCCCAUGGGCCUGCAUUUACGUCCGUCAAUGGACCGUCGUCUCUGAGCCCUACCACCGAACAAAAACCACCCAUUGUUGCCAAAUCCUCCACCUGGAGUCCGGCUUCGCGAGGCCCGGACACCAGCUACCAUUCACCAAGAAGUGACACCAGCCCCUCGACCAUCAGCAGCCGAGACAGGUCCCCUGAAAUCGUCAACAAGAGAAGGCGGUCGGCGUCUGAAGAAGACUGCGUCGCCCGCCGCAGCCCAGGCGAGGUGGCCGCCGCCUCGCGCCAACUCCCUCACCCCUACCAGUCCAUGGGCCGCGACACGCUCCCCAGCAUGGAUGCGCCCCAGCAGCCCAGUCUGCCGCCUUUGGGCCGCCCAGACGCUGAGCGACGUUGGCAAACCGAGCCUCGUGAACUGCCUCACUCCGCCCACCAGCACUUUGACCACCGGGAGCCCCGCCCUGUUGAGUCUGCCCGCACCACCAUGUCCUCAGACUCGCAUGCACACAUCGGCAGUAGUGCAGGCGAAGCUGAGCUGGAUGAAACAAGCACAACCGAAGUUACCCGCGCCGGCGUUCAGGUAGAACUAAAGAAGCGCAAGAGGCAAUUUGCCAACCGCACCAAAACUGGUUGUGGUACUUGCAGGAGGCGCAAGAAGAAGUGCGAUGAAGCCAAACCCGAGUGCAACAACUGCACUCGAGGCGGCUUCGUCUGCGAGGGCUAUGCCAACAAGAUUCCGUGGACCAAGAAUGGCCCUGCCAAAGCCCCGCCUGCCCUGCAAGCCAAGGAGAGGCUCUCUGCCAUACCAACCUGUCCCGGCUGCACUCGCCCUCAUAUACCACACUGCCCGCCACCCGCCAAUGAAGCUUCUUACCCACCACCAGACAUUCGUUCCGCAAGUGGGCCGGAUCGCAAACCUUGGAGUAGCUGGCCCGAGCCGACGCCGCCGCCGCCGCCCCCACCAGUUCGAGCGCCUUACCCGCCCGAGGCUCCACGACCAGCUCCUGUCCAGUAUUCGCAGCCUCCGACAAAUCAGCACGAGAGACACCUCAGCCAGGAGCAUCAAGUACCUCCGCCACCGCCACCGCCGCAGCAACCGCUCCAUCAGCAUAAUUCCCGUGUUUAUCACCAUGGCUCACACAGCAUGAGCCACAUCCCAACCAGCAGUCCUGCUCCGGCUCCGGCUCCAGCACCUGCACCUGUCAUGGCUUCCAAGGCAGUUGCACAGCAACCGCAGCAACAACAUCAUGUGGCACAUCCGCAUCUUCGCCCCCCUCCGCCACUGCCCACUACUAUACCCCCCGCGCGCUCGCCAGUGCGCUUCCCAUCAACUUCGUUCAUGUACAAGUCGGAAAAAGACAAGAUGCUCGCAGGGGAGCCCUUUCUCCCUUUUGACAGAAUCUUGAUUGAUGAACGCCAGCAAUGCAUGGGAGCCCAACAGAACUUCAACAACACUGCAUUUGCUUCGAAUCAGUUCUCAAAGCAGACUCGAGAGGGCCUUUUCAAGACGAUACUUGCAGCUAGAUGGAUCCCGCCCCGAAAGGACGCCAACGAUGUCAUUAGCCACUUGGGCAGUAAUGUUCACGUUGCUGCUCCGUUUACCUGCGACUACGGCUACCAUCUGAACAUUGCCGACGAUGUAGUCAUUGGUUCCGACUGCCACCUCCAUGAUUCUGCGAGGAUCUGCAUUGGGAGGAACACCAAGAUUGGAGUCCGAGUGACAAUACAGACACUCAAGACGCCAACCGACAACAAGUCGUUGAAGGGCAGCAACGGAACCGAGAUUGCCCAGGAGGUGCACAUUGGGGAAAAUGUCUACAUUGGCGACAACUGUGUGAUUGAGGCUGGUGUCAAGAUUGGUGAAAACACCAUUGUGCGCCCUGGCUCGGUCGUCUCUCACACAUUGCCGCCAAACUGCGUAGCUCAAGGGAACCCUGCCAACAUACUACCCAACUGAGCAUGAUUAGUAGAACAACAGCGCAAGGUUCUCGCCUGCUUGGCUGAGCACUCGCCUCGUACUGUAAAAACGCUGAACACUCAGCACAUCUUAUAUGGGACUUGUCUGUCACAUUACGCACCGCCAUGUGUUGCCUGGAGUUUGGGCGUUUCAUGACCCGGAGGAUACCCAUUGCUAAGCUUUUUUGCCUUUUGUUUCGGUCUAUGAGAGAUGUGGAGUGAAGAUAGUAUAUAGUUUGAUCAAUGGGCGGUAUCUGGCUUGUAUAGUCUGCUGUUGUAUCUUGGUACUACGCCUGCAGGACAUGGCAUUGCCCUCAGAAAAC
Molecule: messenger RNA, 2305 nt
Organism: Exserohilum turcica Et28A
Lineage: Eukaryota; Fungi; Ascomycota; Dothideomycetes; Pleosporales; Pleosporaceae
Exons: 5
Coding region: 1-1983 (660 amino acids)
Biological process (GO): regulation of DNA-templated transcription
Molecular function (GO): DNA-binding transcription factor activity, RNA polymerase II-specific; acetyltransferase activity; zinc ion binding
Source: RefSeq, a predicted model, not a curated record